AUGCCGCAAGGACAGCCCAUUGACCGAGCCCGCCGUCAACUCCGGAAAGGCACCUUCAGUUGUCUGGAGUGUAAGCGGCGGAAGAAACGAUGUCGCUUUGAUCACUCUUCCGCGACCAUCUGCGUGUCAUGUCAACGCUUUGGUACUACCUGCCGCGGUCAAGAAUUCGAAGAAACGGGUAGCGAGGGCAUAAAUGAGCGCAUCCGCCGUGUCGAGGGCCUAGUGGAGCAGCUCGAAGGCCUGGUCGAGCAGAGAGGCUGCAAUGCGUUGACCUUGCCAAAGAGGCGAGGAGGCAGUAGGCCGCGUCUCACGCCUUCUACUUCGCCAGCGCCAACAUCAGUCCCUCCACAUCCGGGCGAAGGACUGUUGUCCAGAUGCAUCUCCCUGAGCAGCUACCUGCACGCCGUCCUCCCCGUACCGGCAGUAGCAGCGCAGAUCAUCAUUCAAGGCAAAUCACCCUUCACCUGGAUGUGGCGCUCCGUUGGUUUCAAUCCUAGUUCGGUCGCGGAACAAGCUACACAGAGUGCAUGGCUGUCCCCAAAUACGAACCCGGUGGUGCUGGCACGCAAGCUGGUCCAGCUGGCUUUGUGUUUGAUACAGCCCAGCUUCAGCUCCUCGGAAGACGCUCCUCUUAGCAUGUCCAGUAAGACGAUCGAAGAGACCGCCUUGGGCUACAUUCGUACUGCUCAGCAAGUCACGAACCAGGACUAUUUGGUCCGCUCUGUGGAUGGAUUGGAGGCUCUACUACUGGAGGCUCUAUAUCAAAUGCAUAUCGGCAACAUGGCGGUUGGAGGUCACAUCUUCCGUCGAGCUCUUGACGUUGCGCAGAUCAUGGGCUUCAACAGGCUUCCUGCAGACGCGGAUCUCAGGGUCAGGUACCUAUGGUUUCGCCUGGCCUUUGCGAAUCAAUGGCACGCCUUAGCCCUCGGACAGCCAUCCGCUAUCCGCAAUGGUGGGAUAGACGCGUUUGCAUCUUCUUUAAGCGACAAGCCGACGCAGAGAUUGGACGAGGAACAUAUUGGUUUGGCUGGCCGCAUUAUAUCUCGGAACGUGAGGAUGACGAAGUCUAAUAACCACUGGCAGGCUCAGGAGAGCAUCUCGGCGGACCACAUAGAGACUGGACAGAUCGAUGAGCGACUUAAGCAAGCCGCUCGCUCUGUCUCACUGACUUGGUGGGCCUUGCCGGACGCACAUGGCACAACGGAUCUUGAAGGCAUCGAAGCAUCCGCGAGACUGAUGACACAAAUUCAUCAAAAUUACCUUGUGGUAUUGGCUCAUCAGCCAUACGUCAUACAAGCAUUACACAACUCCUCGAAUGCAGGCAGACUCAUGGACAAUUGUAAAACCAACGCCCUGUACAGUAUCCAAGCCAGCCUCGAAGCGAGUCGAGCUAUCCUCACCAGACUGACCCGCUUCCUGGAAUUCCCGCACAUACCAGCCUCGCUCAAAGGCCUCGAGCACAAGAUUUGCUUGGCAGCUUCGACUGUACUGUUAGUCUACUUACACAUACAUGUGGUGGGCAACCCCGACGCAUUGGAGCACCAGCGACUUUCUGAUGUAAACCUUGUCCUGGAGACGGUAUCGCAACUGGAGAAAGUUCAAGCAGGAUACGAGGCCGAUGCGGAGGGCAACGAUCUCAAAACCCUGCGAGAUCUCAUUGGCUUGGAUCAAGCGGCUGCGGAUGGCGCUAUCCCCACGUUCUGGAGUGAAUGGUGCGGUGGUGGUCACCGCAUGGGUCAGGAUGGCGAUGAAAGCGGCGAGGUCAGCUUGCCGUACCCCUACUUUGGAAGGAUCACUAUCUUCGUACGCUGGAUUGCACCAGGACUAAGCUGA
Messenger RNA from Saxophila tyrrhenica, 1833 nucleotides. RefSeq lists its product as uncharacterized. The record is from RefSeq and is a predicted model, not a curated record. Gene Ontology annotation, biological process: regulation of DNA-templated transcription. The coding region runs from base 1 to 1833 and encodes 610 amino acids. Gene Ontology annotation, molecular function: DNA-binding transcription factor activity, RNA polymerase II-specific; zinc ion binding. Lineage: Eukaryota; Fungi; Ascomycota; Dothideomycetes; Mycosphaerellales; Extremaceae. The transcript has a single exon.